Acytostelium subglobosum LB1 is the source of this 1398-nucleotide messenger RNA. RefSeq lists its product as hypothetical. Bases 1 to 1398 code for a protein of 465 amino acids. NCBI's taxonomy places the organism in Eukaryota, Evosea, Eumycetozoa, Acytosteliales, Acytosteliaceae. Gene Ontology annotation, molecular function: ATP binding; protein kinase activity. The record is from RefSeq and is a predicted model, not a curated record. Gene Ontology annotation, biological process: protein phosphorylation. The transcript has 4 exons.
AUGGAACCAGGUACACAGAUUAGAGAGAUUGCCAGUGGCACACUUGGUGUCAUUGAGCGUGGAAACAAUGCCAAUGGAUACUACUGUAACUUUGGCACAAGAAAGAACUGGAAGAGACCAAAUGAGAUCGCCAUUGCUGUGGCUGGCGAGUCCUAUGCUCCACCAGCUCAAUCCACUGCCAAGGGAGCUGCAAUGAGCAAGUAUGCCACUUUGCCAAAGAACUUCUGCGAGCCGACUAGACCAUCUGCUCAAAGCAUAAACAAGAUAUUCCCACAGCAACAGCAACAACAGCAAUCACAGACAUUUUCAACAUCGCAGAGAACUACUACAACUGCACCUGUACAACAGCAACAACAACAAUAUCAACCACAACAACAACAACAAACUGCACCAAUCUCUGGAACACAAUCCAGAACAUUCGCACCAGUUUCAGUGUUGCCAAAUGCCAACGGCUUUGCCUCGCGCUCUGGCACCAACUCCUCGGUGCGCCCAGCCGCAGUGCAGCUGCAGCAGUCACCCGUGCCAGUGCAGGCACCACCCACUGUCGUGCCACUGCCACCAAUGGGCAUCGCUCAAGUCUUCUCGCAGAAGGACAUGUGGCACAUUGGUUUCAACGAGUUGGUUCUCGAGGAUGUCAUCGGUACUGGCAAGUACGGUGAGGUGUCCCUUGGAACCUACCUCGGCUGUCCCGUUGCCAUCAAGAGAAUCCUCGAGUGUAAUGAUGAGACCAACGUCAUGAUCGAGAGAGAGUUGCAAAUCCUUAAGGAGGUGAGACAUCCAAACAUUGUUCAGUUCCUUGGUGCCACAAAGCAUAAUGAUGAGAUCUACAUUAUCACAGAGUACAUGAAGAAGGGAGACUUGUUCGAUGCUCUCAUAUUCGGAGACACUCCACUCACAUGGAGAAUCAAGUUGGGUAUUGCAUUGGAUAUUGCACAAGCCUGUAACUAUUUACAAGCCAGAGGUAUAUUACACAGGGAUUUGAAGAGUCAGAACAUCUUGUUGUCAGACAACAACCGCGCCAAGCUCUGUGACUUGGGUCUGGCAAGAGUGUUUGAGGAUCAGGUCAACAAGAGACUGACAUUCGUAGGCAGUGACCGUUGGAUGGCACCCGAGAUAUUUAUGGGCGUCGACUACGACUACAAGGUGGACGUGUUCUCCUACGGCAUUGUGCUUGUGGAGCUCAUCACCAACCAGGUGCCCGACGAGCGCAGACCCCAGAAGAUGUUUGCCUUUGAGACUCAGGCCUUCCUGAGCAAGGUGCCACCCGACUGUCCCCCAGCAUUCGCCAAGCUGACCGUCGCCUGUACUUCUACCGACCCCAGGUCCCGUCCAACCUUCAGCAAGAUCCACGACAUUGUCAAGGCCAUCUACGAGUCGUUGCCAGAGGAUGACGAGUAA